AUGAGCUUCAUCAAGGUGGUUCGCAUGAGUGACGGCGCAGAGCAGACGUUUGAUGGGAACUCGAAUCACAUCGAGCUGGAGGAGGGUGGGGGGGAGGCGGUGCGGGUGUUUGGGAUCACAGCGCUGGUGGGGGAGGUGUAUGUGGUGGAGGUGGUGGGGCCGGAUGGGGAGGAGGAGUGGCAGCCGGAGGAGGUUAAUGUGUACUUUGGGGAUGGCGUGAACAAAGAUUUUGCGGGGGACUGUGGAGGGGCUGUGACGGUGAGGCUCAAGGCUCCUGCUGGAGGGGACACACAGUGGGCCGCCAGGAUGGCUGAUAACGCCGCAUGGCGGCCCUGUACCGGCACCACUCAGCGUGCACCCGCCCUGUUCUCAUACGAGUGUGAAGCGGAGUCAGAGCAGCAGCAGGUGCAGGUGGUGCUGUCAGGCGAUGUGAACUACUACCUCCCUGCUACCGUCUAUAUCUCCCAGGACCCCCCUGCACCCUGCUCCACCCCUUCGCACUGUGGCCUGCUGGCACCGCGAGCAGUGUGGCGCUACAAUCAGGAGGGGGGGGAGCUGCAUCCGCUCUCCCCCGGCGGUCCAGCCUUCUACAACCCGAAUUUCUCGGACUCCUCCUGGCCCUCAGGCCCUGCCCCGCUCGCCUACGUGGGAUUUGACUGGGACAAGGUGGGCACGUUCCUGGCGGAGCCAUCGUGGGACGCGCGCACGACAUACUACUUCCGCACGACCUUCUCUCUCACCAACUCCGCGUGCUUCUCGAGCUUGCUGCUGCAAAUGCCGGUGAACGAUGGUGUGAUUGUCUACAUCAACAACCGUGAGGUGCUGCGCCUCAACAUGCCCCAGGGGGAUGUCACCAAUGCCACCUCCGCGCUGGCGGAUAAAGAGGCGAUCAAUGACAACGAUGAUGGGUUCAUCUACACGGACAAGACAGUGGCUCUGCCAGGGGCGGCAGCAGCGCCGGUGCUGACAGACGGGGUGAACGUGGUGGCAGCAGAGGUGCACCUCAAUCACGACGACGGCUGGGACAUCGCCUGGGCUCUGCGCCUCUCCGGUCUCCCCUCGUACGUGCCACAACACAUGCCUGUGUGCGGAGCAUGGCACGUGUGA
Molecule: messenger RNA, 1107 nt
Organism: Closterium sp. Naga37s-1
Lineage: Eukaryota; Viridiplantae; Streptophyta; Zygnematophyceae; Desmidiales; Closteriaceae
Source: the annotation of a GenBank genome assembly